Molecule: messenger RNA, 3488 nt
Organism: Gadus macrocephalus (Pacific cod)
Lineage: Eukaryota; Metazoa; Chordata; Actinopteri; Gadiformes; Gadidae
Product: DENN domain-containing protein 11-like
Exons: 9
Coding region: 258-1748 (496 amino acids)
Cellular component (GO): cytoplasm
Source: RefSeq, a predicted model, not a curated record
CACCAUCACACGUAGGGUUUCAGUCUCCACAGCAUCACGUUCAUCACCACAGAGUAGAACUGGAAUACCUGGAAUACGGGGAAAACGCAAAGUGUUUUGUCUUUUUUUACGCGAAAUGCGUGCAUAACGAACCAGAAAGGCUGCACAUCCUGACUUAAUCUUUCAACCCGACGCAUCCGAGUUCAGAUCAACCACGGAUGGACCUGGCGUCUUUCCGCUGAACGUCAUCCGUGAGGGGAGCCUGGGUGGGGACCGCGAUGGUAGAGCGGUCGGACCGAGCGCCUCUCCUGGACUGGGAAGAGGUUCCCCCCGCGGAGAAGCCGGAUGAGGCGGGGGACGACAGCGAGAAGCCCCCGGCGAGCCCCUCCAGCAGCCGGGCGCUGGGCUGCAGCGCCCCGGGUUUUGGGUGGAGCACCAGUCCGGGGGGUCCCAAGUCCGUCUGCAUCGACACAGGCGGCGGCGGCAGCGCCCUGUCCGCGACCUCCAUCACCCCGGCGGCCCCGGACGCCCCGCUGUGCCCGGACACGGACGACCCUCCCUCGGACUCCACGCCCGAGGAGCUGUCGCUGGAGAGCAGGAUGGUGAAGUGGGAGGAGAAGGACCAGAUCGUGUCCGUCUUUGUGGUGGCAUUUAACACCAGAUCAGGUAACAUGCUGGAGUGGUGCCUCCCCCGGGACAUGGACCUGGACGGCGUGGAGUUCAAAGCCAUCGCCAGCGGAUCCCACAGGGUGUCCACCGACUUCAUUUACUUCCGGAAGGGGAGCUACUUCGGCCUGGCGUGUUUCGCCAACAUGGCGGUGGAGAGCGCGGUGGAGCGCGGCGCCAGGAUGAAGUCUGUGGGCAUCCUGUCCCCCUCCUACACCCUGCUGUACCGCUACAUGAGCUUCCUGGAGCACCAAGUCAGGCUGCAGCUGCAGGCCCCCGGCCACUACUCCCCCCUGGAGGCCUUCUACGAGGACAAGAGGGCCCUGCUGCCCCCUGGUGGUGAGAGGGUGGUCACUGUGAGCCCGGCCCACACCUGGAGCACCACGCUCAGCCACAGCAUGCACCCCGAGAUGAAGAUCACCCACCCGGCGGGCUGCAUGUCCCAGUUCACCCGCUUCUUCGGAGAGCAGAUCAUGGUGAUAUGGAAGCUGGCGCUCCUCCGCAGACGCAUCCUGAUCUUCUCGCCGCCGCCGGUGGGCGUGGUCUGCUACCGAGUGUACUGCUGCUGUUGCCUUGCCAACAUCUCCAUCCCCGGAGUGGGCGUGGCCGUCCCGGAGUUCCGCCCCUUCUUCUACGUCAACGUGGCUGACAUCAGCGCCCUGGAGAACGAGCUGGCCUACGUAGCAUGCACGACUGAGAAGAUCUUCGAGGAGAAGAAGGACCUGUACGACGUGUACGUGGACAACCAGAACGUCAAGACGUACCGCGAGGGUCUGAAGCCCCUGCUGCGGCUCAGCGCCGCCGACAAGGACAAGUACCGCCGGCUCACCGAGCAGAGGCAGAUGCUGUUGUACUCUCAGGAGGUGAACGGAGACGCGAUCUCAAGUGAAGAAGAUCUCUUCAUACUGUUCUUCUUGGAGCAGAACAACCGGAUCUUCCAGACCCUGAGCGAGGUGGCGGGCAGCCCGGACCCCACCCUGACCCACGAGAGCGUGCGAGCCAUGGGCCUGGACCCCCACGGAGACCGGCUCUUCCUGCUCCACCUGCUGGAGAUCUACGGCUACGACACCCUGCUGCUCUCAGACCAGCUCUGCUGCAGCUGAGGCGACGGACCCCCCGGCCGUCACGCCCCGAUCGCCUCCUGUCUUUAACCGGUGGGGCGGGGUCAGAAGGUCACCUCCUGGAACUCUGUGCCUGCCCCACAGCGCCCCCUGCUGUGCGUUUCUCCUCUUGGUGGCUGUGGGACAGACACCAAACUUUGUUAUGGACCCUCAGGGUCACGUCUGUACUCCGACAGCACCCUUGGAUGUUCUGAUCGGUCCGAAAUACGGAAGCUACUUACGAUGUCUGGUCGCCUUGACAACAAUGACAGACACGUUGUCGUUUGGCAAGGAGGGGUCAUCAUAGGACGUAGGUUUUAAAAACAAACGCUGCAGACCAGUAGGCCUCCUAGAGCAAUACAUCCUCCUCCUUAGCUACUGAGUGCAAGGCAGAGGUCUGGAUUAAAGUGCUGAAUGUUGAUAUCCCCCCCCCCACCCCCUUAUCCAGAUCCCUCUCUUAAGGGGUCAGCGUCUCAAACUGAGAGAAGGUCAAAGGUUUGUCCAAGAGGGAAGUUACCUGGAAAACGGUCAGGUGAUAAUAGGAAGAAAAUACCCAUGUGCAGAAUUUAUCAAGGUUUGAUGAAAUACGAUAUACGGCACUUUGUAAAUGAAUGGCCAAUAGGCCUGAUUUCUAAUCGAUGUACAGUCCAGUGUGAACGCAUGCGUUUGUUUUGGGAUCGGGCAGGCGGCCAUCAUCGUGUGUCAAAUCAUUAAGAGUUGGGUGGUCUACCGGCUCGGUGUAAAUAUCGUUUAAAAGAUUUCAUAGAGUUUGACAUAAAAGUUACAAAUUUAAGUCAACACACUGUAAAUUCACCAGCCAAUCAGCUUGUAGUCUUUGGCGUCUGUGGCCGCGCUUUGAAUAUGAAACGCAGGGAGAGAAUCUGUAUAAAAUAAGAGCUUUUUAGUGGUGGAACGUUAGCAUUAGCCAUACACACUGGAGCGCACACAUUCACUGGUAUAUAACAAACUAGUAUUUGGAUGCAUUUGUUUGAGUUCUAGUAUUUAAAUAGAAGAUUAAGAUAUUGGGCUUGGUUUCCAAGGGCAACACAGUCCGUUGUAGUCCACUUUAAGAGAAGAAAAUAAUAAUUUAGUGCGUUGUUGACAUCCUGUGAAUCCUGGGAGUGACGAUCAUAAAAAAAGAAACGGUGACUGAUGCACACAUUAAAUAGAAAGUAAAUGUUAAGAACCCAUUCAACUACUGAAAGAUGUGUCUGGAAGUUCUGAGCACGUCUGCUAAGCUGGCGUCCUUGUGGCUGGAAAACAGCCAAAGCCAUAAUUAUGUCCUUUUCAAAAUGUGACUUUUCUUAUCAUGCACUACAUGGCAGGACUGAAGUUUUAGAAACCAGUUGUCGGUAUUUGACCUUCGGGUUUCAAGGUCAACUGAACUCUGACCUCACUUUCUUUCCCUCCAAACUGUCAUUCGAUAUUUUUUAAAUGUUGGUUUUGUUUUGUUUACGCAAGAUAUUUAUGUAUUUUGUUUUGUACAAGCCGUUAUGAAUAGUCGUCAGGUGUAGAUACUCUAAUGCUGUAAUGUCUACAUGUGAAGUUACGGGAUCAGAAUCCGGUUUUGUGGUUCCGGUUUCGUGCGGCUCUUGAAUCACUGAACGUACUGUUCUUCGUUUUUUGUAAAUGCUUGAUCUAGUAUCACAUCGUCUCACUACAAUCUAUAAACACUAAGCUGAGGUCCAUGCUAUAAGCUAAGGUCGUGAUGGACCAAUAAACAGCCCUCUUGUUAAAAAUCAA